Molecule: messenger RNA, 2367 nt
Organism: Elaeis guineensis (African oil palm)
Lineage: Eukaryota; Viridiplantae; Streptophyta; Magnoliopsida; Arecales; Arecaceae
Source: RefSeq, a predicted model, not a curated record
GGUGAGCCGGAGAGCGACGGACGCAGGGCAGAAUUCUAACCUGGUUAAAUCUCGCUCGGGUAGUGGCGACAAAAUCCACCACCUCGUUGGCUCGAGCCUCUAGCUCGAGACAAGCCCUAGUGCUCCGUAUAAAUCCCGUAUCAGUGUACUCCCUUCGCACGCUCCAGGAAACGACGAAGAGUGGGUGGGUGCACGAGGCAUCGGGAACUGCGAGGAGGGUACUAGCUAGAAGAAGGCGCAGGAGGAGUGGGGGACUAAGAAGAGAAACUGCUGCGUUUCUAUCUCGAAACGAAGGAAAACAGUCUUGGCUCGUGAAAAAGAAAGGAGACAGAGCGUCAUAGCAUGCAGACACCCAAACCCAGAAGCAGGUCAUCAGAAGUUCGUCAAAGAACUUCUCCAGGCACUCCUAGAUCAACUCGUGUAACAAAGGCAGGAGGACAUGAAUCUGACUCUUCCACUUCUGCUCACACUCCUACAAAGCCGCCAACUGAAAGAAGUCCUAAGGUUGUCGAACGCCGGUCACCCAGAAGUCCCAUAACUGAGGUCCAGAAGAAGCGUCCGAGUAGGAUAUCUGAGUUGGAGUUCCAAAUCACUCAACUCCAAGAGGAUCUGAAAAAGACAAAGGAUUGUUUAAGUUCAUCUGAAGAAGGGAAGAGGCGAGCCCAGCAGGAUGCAGAAGAAACCAAGAAACAGAUACAAGACAUAUCCACAAAGCUUGAGGAUUCCGAACGCCAGCUUGUUGAGUUCUCCGCAGCAGAAGAAACUUGGCUCCAGGAACUACACGAAAUUUCCCAGGAGCAUGAUUGUGCAUUGCAGUCUGAACUUGAAGCCAUCAAAAAGCAGCACUCUGUUGACUCGGCAUCUUUGACCUCUGCCAUGAGUGAAAUUCAGAUGUUGAGACAACAGCUUGAAAUGGUUAUUAAAUCUGAGACUUUCCAAGCAAAGCAAUCUGCAGAAGCUUAUGGUAAGCUUCAGGCCUUGAAGCAAGACAUGGCAGGAACAGUUGCUACCCUUGAGAACCUAAAGAUUCAGCUUAAGAAUACUGAGAUGGCAGAGGCUGAAGCGCAAGCAAUGGUCAGUGAGGCUCAACAGCAACUGGAAAUGGCUAAGGCCAGUGUUGAGACUCUUAAUUCUGAGGGACUCAAACUUAGGGAAUCCUUGAGCUCUUUGACCUCUGAGCUUGAAGAAUCCAGAUCUCAAGCUAAUUCACUAGCGGAAAUUGCGAAAAAAUUGGAGGCUGAUAAGCUUGCUGAGGAAGUUGAUCGCAAUAAACUUCUUGACAAAUGCGGUGGUGGUUGUUGGGAGUCAGAAGUGAAAAAAUUGAGAUCUGCACUCGAAGCAGCUGAGAUCAAGUACCAAGAAGAAUGUAUUCGAAAUACAGUGCAGAUCCAGUCUGCUUAUGAACUGUUGGAGAGCAUGAAGACUCAUUGGGGACUGAGAGAAGCUGAACUAGAAUUGGUGCUGAAGAACAUGGAGACAGAAAUUGCUGACUUAAAUGGAGCUCUUGUUGACAAGGAAUCUGAACUUCAGAAAUUAGCAGCCAUCAACAAGGAACUGAAUGCAGAAAUAGAGAAGUCUCAGUUAAGACAAAUGGAUUCAGAGUUGGAGGCAAAGUUAAUGAAGUCAAUCACUGACAUCGCCGAGUUGAAGGCAGACCUCAUGGAUAAGGAGACAGAGCUGCAGAGUAUUUCGGAGGAGAAUGAGAUCCUGAAAUCCGAAAUGGAAAAGAGAGAGGCAGAAAGCAGUAAGAGUCAUGAAGCAGUUAUUGCCGAGCUCGAGUUAGCAAAAGCUGCAGAGCGGGAGGCAACAAUGAGGCUCGGAUAUGUUGCUGACGAGGCAGUUAAAAACAGUAGGAGAGCUGCAAGGGUGGCCGAGCAGCUGGAAGCAGCCCAAGCAGUAAACUUAGAAAUGGAGGCUGAACUGAGGAGGCUGCGAGUGCAGUCCGAUCAAUGGAGGAAGGCAGCUGAAGCAGCGGCAGCUGUUCUCACUACGGGAAACCAGGGUAGAUUCAUGGAGAGGAGUGGCUCAUUGGACUCGGGGUACAAUACUGUUGCUGGGAAGCUGAACUCCCCGUUUUCUGAUGACUUGGAUGGGAAAUCACCAAAGGAGAAAAAUAUGCUGAGGAAGAUUGGUUGGUUGUGGAAGAAGAGCCCAAAGUGAAAUGACUAAUGACUACUUAUUGCAAGUAAAUUAUUCCCAUUUGGUUUUCCUCUUAGGUUCAUUGCCAUAGGAUAGGUGAUACAAAAAGCAUUGGCUUUGCUUUGCUGUUCUUUCCACCUGCUGCAAACUUUAGUAUUAUCCUUAUGGUACUUCAAAUUAAAAGCAAGGGAUGAUGGAAUCUUUUUACAGAUGCUAUUAUAUAUAGCA